Molecule: messenger RNA, 5260 nt
Organism: Neodiprion fabricii
Lineage: Eukaryota; Metazoa; Arthropoda; Insecta; Hymenoptera; Diprionidae
Gene: Csk
Product: tyrosine-protein kinase CSK
Exons: 8
Coding region: 380-1927 (515 amino acids)
Biological process (GO): protein phosphorylation
Molecular function (GO): protein tyrosine kinase activity; ATP binding
Source: RefSeq, a predicted model, not a curated record
UAAGCGACGAGCUGCCAACCAAGUGGGCGCAAAGUGUUGUCGGAUAUUACAGUAGUGGUUGUAGCGUUCAAUUCCACCUACAUACCAGAUACCUAGGCUCUGUGGCAAAAUGGCCGAAGAGUUGAGAUGAGCGUGUGACAUUCGCUUCUCGCAGAAGUCGAAGGUGUUCUCUAUGUAGUGUUACGGUGUUUGUUACGGUGUUGUGUCGACGUCGUGGUAAAAAAUUGACGUCCGAGGUGAAAUACUCGUCGGGUGUCGCGCUGUGUCAAGUGGAUGGGUAAAAGUGUCCGGCUGGUUUAACCCCUCGACGAAUACAACCGAGUGCGGAAACCACGACUCCACUUAGUUAACAGAUAAUGGUCGCCCACCGUCAUUGAUAAUGAGCCAAAAUCUGCAGAAUUCAACGCUGAGGUUGAUUCAGCCGACAGUGGCAGCCGCAGUGAUGCCUACGUAUCACAACACGGGUGGUGGAUAUCCGAAUAUUUCGGCGACACCACGUCAAGCGAAGCUCGAUGGGAACCAAAAUCACCACACAAUACCCUCGAAUCUUACCUCCCAUAAUUCCCUCGGCCAAAAUACGACCCAGCAUACAGCUUCGUCGAAUCUGCACACGGUAACACCGUUACCAGUUUCACCUACAAUGACACAUCAUUCGAUGUCGGCGAACGUCACGCAAUCCCUCACUCAUGGUGGUAAUUUAACAACACCCACCGUCAUAAUGGCCUCGAAUUCGGGCAACAUUGCCAAUCCGACACCCAUGACGAACAACCCCAGGCACGAAGUCAAGCUGAACGCAAUGCCCUGGUUCCACGGCAAGAUAUCGAGAGAAACUGCGGAGAGGCUGCUGCGUCCAAGAGAGGACGGUCUGUUCCUGGUUAGAGAGUCGACGAAUUUUCCUGGCGAUUAUACGCUGUGUGUGUGCUUUCAAGGCCGCGUCGAGCACUACAGAGUAAAGUACAAAAACAAUCAGCUGACCAUCGACGACGAGGAGUUCUUCGAAAACCUCGCCCUCCUAGUCGAGCAUUACGAGCAGGACGCCGAUGGCCUUUGCACCCAGCUCACCAAGUCGCUUCCCAAACAGGGCAAGCAGGACUUCUGCGUUGAUCCCAAGGCCUUCGUUGAGGCUGGAUGGGUGAUACAGACCCACGAACUUGAGCUGAGGGAGUGCAUAGGAAAGGGUGAGUUCGGCGACGUUCUUUUAGGGGUCUACAGAGGGGAAAGAGUCGCGGUAAAAAUGCUCAAAGACAACAGCGAGGCUGCCCAAAGGUUCCUAGCUGAAGCGAGUCUGAUGACCUCCCUUAUACACGACAAUCUUGUCAAGCUGCUCGGACUCGUCUUCAACAAUCAGCACAUGUACCUCGUCACUGAGUAUAUGAGUAAAGGGUCCCUUGUCGAUUACCUCAGAUCUAGGGGAAGACUUCACGUGUCGAAAAAGGAUCAGAUCAAUUUUGCCUAUGAUACCUGCGCUGGUAUGGCAUAUUUGGAAUCAAGACAUGUUGUGCAUCGAGACCUGGCCGCAAGAAAUGUCCUUGUUGCGGAGGACAAUUCUGCGAAAGUAUCUGACUUUGGACUAGCACGCGAUGAAAACUUCACUCUUGAUGCUGGAAAGCUGCCGAUAAAAUGGACCGCUCCUGAGGCUCUUAGGAACAACAAAUUUUCAAACAAAUCGGAUAUGUGGAGUUUUGGUAUUCUUCUAUGGGAGAUCUACUCUUUUGGCAGAGUACCGUAUCCUAGAAUUCCAUUAGCAGAUGUCGUGAAGUGUGUUGAAAAAGGCUACAAAAUGGAACCACCGGAUGGAUGCCCACCUGAAGUUUACGAAAUCAUGAGACAGGCGUGGGAUCUUCAGCCAGAAAAGAGACCAACCUUUCACGACAUCAAAGUAAAACUUGGGCAGCUGAAAAUUGAAUAUACUAUGUGCGCAAAUUGAAAUGAAGUAAGAAACGAACAAAUGUUCCAACUAAACUUUUUACGGAUAGGAGGAACAAAAGUGAGAAAACGUCGUGUAUGUGAAAACGUGAUCUAGCAUCAGAGUGGCAAUACAAAAGUUAGUAGAUGAAGGGAUACCUCCUAAAUACUCGGAAAGAAAAAUCAAGAGAAAACAAAGCCAAGAAACUAGAGAAAUGUAAUCUAGACUGUAAAUUGUAUAAAAGAGAAAACGGAGUAAGAAAAAUUUUUAUUUCCGUUUGUUUGUAAUUUAUUGAUAUUUUAGUUCACAUAUUAUAUUGUAAACGUAUCCGGGAUCUUUUUGAUUUUUAUACACGGACGUAGCUCAAUCUGCAUCGAUUGUGCCUUUCUUUGAAUGAAUCGACAGGACAGUAUUGACUUGAAAGAUGUUAUCGUAACAAUUGCCAGAUUCUCGCUUGAGGCGAAGGAUCGAGAUAUGGAUUUUAGAAGGAGAAAAGCAAAGAACAAAUUAAUAUUGCGCGAAUGUAUACAGUAGAGAUGGAAUUUAGCUGCAAUCUGUGGGAGUGUAGAAUAGUUGUAACCAGAACAAUCAUCAUCCUGCCAUCUUUUCGGUUCGUAGAAAUAAAGUUAAUUUCUUCUCACCAUUCGCAGUCUCGGAAUGUCAAGAGAUACUUACUGUAUGAUAUCCCAGACAAUACGAAAUCCAGAAUUCGUCACAGAACAACGUUUGAAAAUAGAACUUCACCUGACAAAAGAUGUCUUCGAUCCUGGACGGAGAGAUACACAAGGCUUUUCUGAGACCUUGCGGGUGACAAUGAACAAAAGAAUGGUUAAAAAAAAUAUCGUUCCACGUUUAAUUAAAAGAUAUUUUUUUCGCACAAGCAAGGUCAAAGUUUGUUAAGCAGAAAUGUUUUAUUAAUUCGAUGUUCGAGUAAAAGUCGUUUUAAAGAAUUAUUUAAGGUGCAAUGUGUCUUGAAAAGACAUUCUGUAGAAACGAUAUAAUACGCCCAGCAGUUGUAUCGAAGAAUAGAAUUCAACUGACAAAUGUCUUUUAGAUAACCAUUUUUAAACAACGACAAUAAACGAGAGAAAUAAACAUCUUAAGAAUUCCAAGUGUCCAAUAGAUAAAGAAAAAGUUAUUUACGCACAGGGUAAAAAAUAAGGUCGAAACUACGAAUCUUUCGGUCGUAUGUUGAUCUUAGAAUUUAUUUAACACGACUUUUGACUUCGUGCUUGUUUUUUUAGUAUCGAGAUGAGAGAUUUGUUUGGUAUGUUUGAAUCUGAUUUAAGUUAAAAACUUCCGGUUGAUUGUCUGAAUUGGUACCUUACGUCGCAAAUAAAGAAGUGUCAAUGUCAAAAAUGCAACUUUCAUUCUUUGGACAUUUGAUUCCUACCUGUUUUAACGACUAAUUGUAUAAAUAUAAUUGUAAAUAUUCAUUUAUGUGCAUGCACAUGUAACAAUGUUACAAUAUUCAUAUAUGUGCAUACACAUUAGUAUCUGUAAAAUCAUUAUAAAUAAUAUGAAAUGUGUGUGUGCGGGUAAAGAAGUAGACGAGAAGGAUAUAAUGCGAAGUUUAAGAAAGUUUAACAAAGUUUAACUAGGUACACAAUAUUAUACAUCGGUGUAUAUAUAUAUACGUGUAUAUAUAUUGUAUCUAUACCUUGAUAUAUAUACAUAUACGUAUGUAUGUAUAUUUAUACGUGCAGGAUGUUCCUAUGACUCUAAAAUUAGGAAUUACUCGAUGCUCUUCACUGUACUGGUUGCGUCCCUAUGUUAUUGUUGAAUGAUACCGUCUCACCUGCAAUCGAAUUUCAAUCAUGUCACUGGACAUCCUGCAGCUGAACAAAAUUAUCGGCUAAUUUAUACAGUACGUGGUACGAGAAUGAUGAGCAUAUACAUGUUACGAAACUACGGAAUUGUAUAAUUUCUGUCGUAAAUUUUGUCCAGCCCCCCAAUAGUUCGUCGGUUUCGUUGUUGUCGGAAUGACGAUCAUUAUGUUAUGAUUGUUGUGUUAUUUUUUUUUUUAUUCCAUACUUGUACAUUUUUCUUAUUAUCAUAUUACUGCAAUUAUUAUUAAAAUCAUUAUAAUUACUAAUAUUAUUAUUAUUUAUACAUCAGUUUUUACAUUCUCGUCGAAGCAAUACCUGAACUGUUUGCAAUUGCUUAAUUGUGGACAAUCUACGGGUAGUUUCGAUUUUUUUUUUUUUGUUUCCAAGUAAUUUUAUUACACCUUUAACUCAUCAUUUUGCAAUGUAUUUACCCAAUUCCUUAGAUGGUAAGAAAUUUAAUAUAUAUAUUAAUAUAAAAUUAUUAUUAUCAUUAUCAUUAUUAUCAUCACCGUCACUGUCAUUGCGAAUCAUUAUUAUACAAGUAUACAUGUAUGUCACCAGAUGGAAAUAAGCUUCGUACAUCAUACGUGUACAGCGUACGUUACGAAUUGGGAGAGAUUAAACUAAAAAUUAUUGUAAAGGAGAAAUUUAUUGAAGUAGGUACUCGUGUGCAAUAAAUAAUUUGUUUGUUUUUACUUUUUCUGUCUUAGAAAUUGUAGUAUAGACUCGACGUAAUAAACUUGUCAUAUCGGAAACUAUCUAAUAUAAACAUUGUAAAAUUUCAAUGAGAAUUUAAUAUGGUAGAUAUACUUAACGCUCUCCUUUUUUGUAGCGUAAGCUUCGUGUCGUCGGUCCUGUUGUACCGCUUGCAUGGGUGUAAUUUUACACGUACGUUUAGUUUUCAGGUAUUAUGUAUAUGUGGAAAGCAGGGGGUCUCGAUAUUUUGAUCUAGUUAUUUCAUGUGUAGUUGCUACAUAAAUUAUGAAUCGUAUCUAUUCGAAGAAUCUGAUAUAUUGUAUACAUUUGAGAGUAAUAUAAUUGCGGGAAAAAAUAGAAAAAUUUACCAGUCUAAACGAUGGACAUUAUACAUGAAAGAUUAAAGUAAUAAUAAUUGCCAAUGGAUAUACUAUGUAAGGUAUAUAUUUAUAUUCUAUCUCCAAAUUUACUCCGAUUACGAAGAUGUUAACGGAUUGCUUCUCAAUCUUCCAAAUAUGAACUAAUCUUUCUUUUUUAAAUAUUACUCUUUCUUUUCACAAAGGAUUUAAAUAGUCGGUUCAUUUGGUAGCUAAGACCUACUAAUGGUAAAAGUUGAUCGCAACGAAUUUUUGCGUUGCAAAAAAUUUCGAUCAAAAUCGAAAGAAUAAAAAUACAUAGCUCCAAUAAUCAAAAGUGCGUAACCUGCCUAAAUUUUACUUGCAAACACACGAAUAUCAGAUUAAGUUAUACAAAGGGAAAAAAAAAAAAAAAACACCGUUUCAAAAUGUAUCUGCUCAAUCCGAUUUAAGUACAUCAAUAGUUUGUAACA